Vidua macroura (Pin-tailed whydah) is the source of this 1125-nucleotide messenger RNA. Its product is annotated as prostatic acid phosphatase-like. The record is from RefSeq and is a predicted model, not a curated record. Bases 1 to 1125 code for a protein of 374 amino acids. Gene Ontology annotation, molecular function: acid phosphatase activity. Gene Ontology annotation, biological process: dephosphorylation; lysosome organization. Gene Ontology annotation, cellular component: plasma membrane; lysosome. NCBI's taxonomy places the organism in Eukaryota, Metazoa, Chordata, Aves, Passeriformes, Viduidae. The transcript is spliced from 10 exons.
AUGAGAGCAAGGCAGCUGGUCUGUGGAAUUUGGAGUCUGUGUUUCCUGUUCUGUCUUUUCUGCAUCUUUCUUCACCAAACAACAGCUAAAAGAAAACUGAAGUUUGUGUCCCUAGUAUUUCGCCAUGGUGAUCAUACCCCACAGGAGUUUUUCCCAACUGAUAAGCACAAAGAAAUUGCAAGACAACAGGGAUAUGGCCAACUUACCAAGCUUGGCAUACAACAACAGUAUGAACUUGGCCAGUAUAUGAGGAGGAGAUACUCUCAUUUCCUGAGCGUUGUAUACAAGCAGUGUGAGAUUUAUGUUCAAAGCACUGACUGUGAUCACACACUUAUGAGUGCUCAGGCAAGUCUUGCUGGACUGUACCCACCAACACAGGAUCAGAUUUGGAACCCCAAAAUCCUUUGGCAGCCAAUUCCAGUUCACACAAUGCCACUGUCACAGGAUAAUUUGCUAUACCUACCUUUCUCACACUGCCCAAAAUACAAGGAGCUUCUGAGAGAAACCUUUGCAACUAGGGAUUUCCAAAGGCAAUUCAAGCACUACAAGCAAUUUUUGAAGUUUCUAGCCAGUCAUACGGGAUAUCCAUUGAAGAAGUUGACUAGUGAAAGGAUUUGGAAGCUCUCUGACACUUUACAAUAUGAGGAUAUUAACAAUUACACUUUACCUGUUUGGGCUACUCAUGGUGUCAGGACCAAGCUGAUAAAGCUGUCAGAAUUGUUAUUGCAGGCGGAAUUUGGGUUCCACAAACAAAUACAAAAAUCACGUUUGCAGGGAGGAAUUCUUUUAAAAACUAUUCUAAAGCAUAUCUUAGAUGCUAGAAAGCCUUCAUACCAUCAAAAAAUAGUUUUGUAUUCCACGCAUGCAGCCACCAUUGCUGCCUUACAGAUGGCACUCAAUGUCUUCAAUGGGAAAUUGCCUCCUCACAGUGCCUGCCAUUUUUUUGAACUUUACCAGGAAAAAAAUGGCCAAUACACCAUAGAAAUGUACUACCGGAAUAAUUCCUUGAGGGAGCCUCAUCCCCUCACCCUCCCUGGCUGCAAAUUUCGCUGUCCCCUGGAGAGAUUUACUCAUCUGGUCUCUCCCAUCCUCGUACACUAUUGGACAAGAGAAUGUAGAAUGUAG